Styela clava is the source of this 2292-nucleotide messenger RNA. Lineage: Eukaryota; Metazoa; Chordata; Ascidiacea; Stolidobranchia; Styelidae. The record is from RefSeq and is a predicted model, not a curated record.
UGUCCGUAUCCCCAUACCAACUGUGGGGGGUGAUUAAGAAUAUUAUUUGCCAUCUUGGAAAUUGCGAAUACAAGGUUUUUAAUGUGGUCAGUGACAUGGCUUCAUCCAAUCAGGGUAUGUGGAAAGAAGCUGGAGUAAUUACAAACAGGUUUCAGAUUUCAUCAUGUGUUGCGCAUCCCUAUUUUGCCGAAGAAAAUCUAUAUUUUAUGGCCGAUGUGCCUCAUCUGCUAAAAAAUUUGAGAUCUGCUUUAUUGAAAUACGAUCUGGAACUACCAAAAUCUACUGUAGAAAAAUAUAAUUUGCCAACUUCAAUAAGUUACAAGAUGGAAGAGAACUGAAACUAGCACCUAAACUUGCGAGAAAAAAUGUCAAUCCAUCACACUAUGAGAAAAUGCGAGUGAACACUGCAUCACAGUUAAGUAAAUAAUAAUUUAAAUGCUUAUGAUGGGUUUUCGAUACUGCAGUUUCCAUCGUUUUAUAUUUUUGCAGUUACUAAGCCAUAGCACUGCAUCGGCCUUGAGAGCACUUGUCGCCCACAAAUCUAUGAAUGAAACUGCUUUGACAACCGCCUUCUUGUGAAUAAUUGGUUUGAUAUAACCAAUCGCAGACAUAUGGGAGAUGCUCCAUUCGUCAAUUCUGAAAAAAAAUUGGAUUUCUUAUCUGAGGCAUUGCAUGUUAUAAAAAAUAUGAAAUUUGUCGCGACUGGAUGGAAGCCUGUGCAGUCUGGAUUGCAAUUGUCUACAACUACAAUUUUACGCCUACACCAGAAGCUGGUAAUAAAUGGUGAAGUUAUUUUUCUCAUGGCUGGGAGGUUGACGCAGGAUGUCUUGGAAAAUUUAUUUUCACAAGUUCGUGGCAAGGGAGUUCAACACCCGAAACCAACGCAAUUUCGUGUGGCUGUCAAACUUAUUUCCGUCUCACAAUUUAUGAGCACCCCGACCUCAACAAACUACGAGAACGAUGAUACACAUCAUUUGCUCGAAUUUAUCAAAACAAAUUUAGAUAACCAGCAAUUCGACUCUAAAAAAGAAACAAGCGACGAAUCCAGUGCAAUGGAGGUGUUGCUUGGUGCUGCAUCGGUUUUCUUUGACACAUGUGAAGCGGAUGCUUUGUAUUAUUUAUCAGGUUGGACUGUACUCAAAGAAGUGAAAAAACAAGAUUGUGGAAUCUGCAAAGAUGCGUUUGUUUCUAUGGAAAGGGUCAAUCCCGAUGAAUGCCCACAAUCGUUAUUAACUCUUUUUCGGUCUUACAUACCUGAUAAAAAUUUGAAAAUUGAUAGUUUCACUCAAUAUUUAUGCCACCCAUCCAAAAAGCAAUGUUAUUUUUGCGCGAAGUAAGAAACUAUAUUUCGCGCCAAUAUCAAUGCUCUCCACAAUAUAUGUUCGCCAGUUACUUUUCUGAUAGAUAAAGUUGACUGCUUGAAAUAUAAUUUCCCAUCUUGCCAAAAUGUCGCUUUUAAAAUUUUGAAACGUUUUGUCAGUAUAAGGUUGAAUAUUCACGCAAAAGAGGUGACAAAUAAACUUAUUGAAAAACAGUAUGCGAGUAAAACUGCAGCAAGAGCUCAAGUCAAAUAGAUAAUAUAUUAUACAGUCCAGAUUGUUAGAUUCAUGCAGGAACUCCACAAUUUAUUCGCAUAUAUUUUCAUUUAGUACUGUAUAAUAAAUUAUUUGAUUCCCUGUGAUAUUUGAAUUGCCAUCUUUGUACUUUUUCAGUGCACACAUUCUGGAACUUCAUAAUCUAUUCACAUAUAUUUUCUUGUGUACUGUGUAAUCAAUCAUUCAAUUCACUGUGAUAUUCGAAUUGCCAUCAUCGUACUUGUUCUGAGCACACAUGCAGGAACUCCAUAAUUUAUUCACAAUUCUAAUUAUGCGGUACUGUAUAAUGUGGGUUAAAUAUAACUUCGCAGUGCAAUUAUAAAAUAUAUAAACUAAUUUGGCAAAUUUUAUACCAAACUCUACGCGUCACACAUUGAACGAAAAUAUAAGAAUGUAUAGUCUUUGAUUUAUUACAUCCUAUAUACCAAACUUCCGCUCACAAAAAUAAAUUUGGUUAGUUCCAGUAUCCACUAGAUUUUUUUUUCUUAACGAAAAUUGCAUUAUGUAUUGUUUUAUAAUUUAUUUAUCAUUGUAUCAUUAUUAUUGUUUUCUGGUUUGACGAAAUAAAUAAAUUCUCUCUGUUCUUUCAACCUCGAUAUAUGCCGAUAUCCUUCAUUUCAUGCAUAUCUUAUAUUUUUUUAUUAUAUUUUAACAAUGUACACAUUGUUGAACAAAUAGUUGCAAGUUCCCGUAGUGU